Molecule: messenger RNA, 5070 nt
Organism: Pseudoliparis swirei
Lineage: Eukaryota; Metazoa; Chordata; Actinopteri; Perciformes; Liparidae
Gene: klhl24a
Product: kelch-like family member 24a
Exons: 9
Coding region: 248-2125 (625 amino acids)
Molecular function (GO): protein binding
Source: RefSeq, a predicted model, not a curated record
UGCCUUCACCUAACAGUCACAAUGUCCCGGCUGUGUCGCAGCCUUCUUUGCUUUCCAUAACUAAAUGAGAGCAGACAUCAUCAAAAAUAUCGAUAAACUUCAGGAUACUGAUUUAUUUCCACCCAUACUUUUUUUUCUUCUUCUUCUUUGUUUUGUCCACUGUCCGUGAAGAGGAAGCUUUUGUCUGGAGACGUCUGCGUCAGGUCACCUUGAGGUUUAGAGAAGGCCUACGUUGAAGGUCGCAGCCAUGGUGUUGAUUCUGGGCAGACGGAUGAACAGGGAGGAAUCUACGAUCAGAAACUCGCCGGCCGUCAAGCGCAAGGUGUUGGAGGUGGACUCCAAAACGUCAGCCGGCCAGGAUGUCUUGGACUUCUGCUCCGGGGCAUCCCACUCAGAGGGCAUCCUGCAGGUGUUCAACGAGUUCCGCGACUGUCGCCUGUUCACCGACGUUGUCAUCAGCGUGCAGGGCCGCGAGUUCCCCUGCCACCGCGCUGUGCUUUCUGCCUGCUCCUCCUACUUCAGAGCCAUGUUCUGCAACGACCACCGGGAGAGCCGCGAGAUGCUGGUCGAGAUCAACGGCAUCCUGGCCGAGGCCAUGGACUCUUUCCUCAGCUAUGUGUACACCGGCCGCGCCAAGAUCACCACAGAGAAUGUCCAGUUCCUCAUCGAGACCUCCAGCCUCUUCCAGAUCUACACACUGCGUGACGCCUGCGCCAAGUUCCUGGAGGACCAGCUGGACCCUUGCAACUGCCUGGGCAUCCAGCACUUCGCAGAAUCCCACGCCCUGAAGCAGCUCGCCAGCCGCUGCCGCAGCUACACCCUGGCCACCUUCUCAGAGGUGGCUCAGCAUGAGGAGUUCCUCUGCCUGCGCAAAGAGGAGCUGGAAGAGUACACCGGCAGCGAUGAGCUGGCCAUCAGUAAGGAGGAGGUGGUGUUUGAGGCGGUGAUGAGAUGGGUGUACCACAGUGUGGAGCACAGAAAGCCCAUGCUCAAGGCCCUGCUGCACAAUGUGCGCCUGCCCCUUCUGCACCCCAACUACUUCGUCCAGACGGUGGAGGGAGACCAGCUCAUCCAGAACGCCCCGGAGUGCUACCAGCUCCUCCACGAGGCCAGGCGCUACCACGUGCUCGGAAAUGAGAUGAUGUCCCCCAGAACUCGUCCACGCAGGUCGACUGGAUAUUCUGAGGUGAUUGUGGUGGUGGGGGGCUGUGAGAGAGUGGGGGGCUUCAACCUGCCCUACACUGAAUGCUAUGAACCGGUCACAGGAGAGUGGAAGUCCCUGGCCAAGCUACCUGAGUUCACCAAGUCCGAGUACGCAGUCUGCGCCCUCCGCAAUGACAUCCUGGUGUCAGGUGGCCGUAUCAACAGCAGGGACGUGUGGAUGUAUAACUCCCAGCUCAACCUGUGGAUCAGAGUGGCUUCUCUCAACAAAGGCCGCUGGAGACACAAGAUGGGCAUCCUUCUAGGCAAGGUCUACGCUGUUGGUGGCUAUGAUGGUCAGAGCCGCCUGAGCAGCGCGGAGUGCUACGACUCCUUCUCCAACCGCUGGACAGAGGUGGCUCCCAUGAAAGAGGCCGUCAGCUCUCCGGCCGUGGCCAGCUGUGCCGGCAAGCUCUUUGUCAUCGGAGGAGGGCCUGACGACGACAGCUGUUCAGACAAGAGCUACUUGGAGUCUCCUAGAAGCAGAAUCCACACAGAUCCUCCAGGUCCUUGUCUGACGGAGCGUGUUGUUCAUGUCCAGUGCUAUGAUCCGGAGACGGACACCUGGUUGCUGCGGGCCAACAUCCCCAUCGCCAAGCGCUGCAUCACAGCAGUGUCCCUCAACAACAUGAUCUAUGUGUGCGGCGGUCUCACCAAGUCCAUCUUCUGCUACGACCCCACAGAGGACUACUGGAUACACGUGGUUCACACCUUCAACAAGCAGGAGAGCUCUGGCAUGUCGGUGUGCAACGGCAAGAUUUUCAUUCUUGGCGGCAGAGGGGAAAACGGAGAAGCAACCGACACCAUCCUGUGCUACGACCCGUCGACCGGCAUCAUCACAGGAGUGGCAGCCAUGCCGCGGCCGAUCUCCUACCAUGGCUGUGUAACCAUCCACCGCUUCAAUGACAAAUACCACAAGCCCUGAACAGAAACGAGCUCACACACACACACGCACUAAAUAACUUCAGCUUUCUUUGAAACGCCAGCGCUUCAAGUUCACCUCAUGCACAACACCAACACAAUCACACGCGUCUUUAUAACACGCACAUUAUCUGAGCUAAUUUAUUUCCUCACAGCAUCGUGUAGCGAUACUCGCCGCGGUGCCGUGAAUCAUUUGCUGUUGUGCACCGUUCUGUGGGAAUGUGGUGGAUCAUGCUUCAUGAGUGUCUCAAAUCAGAUUAAAGGGGCAGAUGUGCCUUGUUGGAAAGUUAGAGAUCACGUAUGACAGACGUAAACAAAACUGAUCAUGAUGAUGGUCAAAUAAAUGAACGAUAGAAAUAUACUCCAUAUUUUAUUGAAACGAUUGUGGGAGUAAAAAUAGUAAUUGAAGGUGUAUUCCUUAUAUUAGGAUCACAUAAUCUUGGAAACAAUAUUAUAAACUCAUGGUUCACUUCAACUUCAACCAUAUGCCAUUAAGUUAACUGAAAGAAACCAAGGUAUAUGGUCAAUGAAAAGCUAAUUACGCAAACACUUUGAAUAUUUUUCCACAUAAACUUUCUAAACAGUUAGUUCAUUGUUUGUAUCCCUAACUGCAUAUUAAAUAGAGUUAAUACAACAGAGAAGGUCUAAAACUCUUAACAUUAUUGAGUUUUAAUAAUAAAGUACGAUAGUGGUAAUCAGUUGUUAAGUGAACUUGUGCUUUUAUUGCUGUGAAAGUAACCUCAUCUCGCUCGGUUGCUGAGGAGCUUAAUCCUCCUGUUACUUUAGGGUCAAUUUGACCCCAUUCAAUGUUUAAUGUCGGUGUUCUUUCGGGUCAAUUUGACCCCAGGCUGUUUUUCACUUUGUCAAACAAAUAAGAAAUAUCAACUUUUUUAAAUAUUUAAAGGGCUAUUUAGAUAGUCAACAAACAAACAUAAAGUACCUCACACUUAAACUUGGAAAACAAUAUUAAUUCUAAUAAUUUUCUGGAGGUUUUAAUUGCUGGGGUCAAAUUGACCCCAAGGGUAAAAUAUGUCAGUAAAUAUAAACGGUAACAGGAGAGUUAAACAUUGAAUGGGGUCAAAUUGACCCUAAGGCAACAGGAGGGUUAAAUGAACUCAGAAUGCCAUAAGACCAGCGCAUGUUUAAACCACAGGUACAACAAUGAGCCAGGAAGGAGGUGAUAAUAUAACCUUAAACCCAAAGCACUCCAUGCUGAUACAUGCAUGCCACAUUGGUAAAGAACAUUACUAAAGUACUGUCCUCCGUUUUUUAAACUCUUUUCCUUCAGACUAUAAAUGACCUGAAAAAAUGUGGUAAACAGUCAGCCAGCUGUUCUUCCACAGUAUCAGUGGUUCUCAGUUGCUUUGUUGACCUUGUGCCGGGUUAAAGAGAUAAAAAGCGGAGGCUGUGCCACAAUAUUAGAAUAUAGCCUUUUUGCUCUGCCCUUGUUUUCUUUUUUUCCACAUCUCUCCUCAAAUCACCUAGUUCCACUUCCUCUGUGCGUUUCCCUUUUCCAUCCUCCAGCUGCACCUCACAUUACCAUGUCUCCUUUUAAGCUUUGUUUUUGCUCCAUUUAAUUAUAAUUAUUAAGAUCAUUUUCCAUUACUGUCAUAUUUUUUUUAAAGUUAUAUUUUUCCCCUUUUUUUCAAACCUAUGUUUACUGUAUUAUAAGUAGCUUCAGUUUGUGUCUUUCAUAUCGAUGUCAGAUCCUUGGUGUAUCAGAUGUGUAUGUGAAUAUAACUUUUAUUAUGUGUUCUUUGUUUAACUUGUAUUUAAAUAUAUCUCUUCCUUGGUUGAAUAUUGAUUUUCUAUGUAACUGAGCGCUCCAAUUGAGCACUUAGACCGAAUCCUGUUAAAUGUAAAAUGAUGUGUUGAGAUCUUCUUCUUUUGUUUUUUUACUGUAUCAGUAAAUGUUCUUUGCUUUCAUGUGACGUAUGAAAGAGACAGCUCCUCCUGUUGGCCACCACAUGCUAUGGCUUUGAUAUUAUAACAAAAACAACCAAAACUGCAGGAAGGGAACAAUGUCCAAAAUGAACAUUAUCUGCUUUCCUUUUUCGGCAAAAAGAAAAGAAAAAAGGUGGGGGUUGGUGCAUGUGUAUGUUUGUUUCUGGCUAACAAUGUGUACCUUCAUAAUACACAGCAUAAAAACAUCAGGUGGGGGUGUUUUGGCUUAAACCAACCCCCAGGCGUUUUCUCAGAAGGAUGAGUUCUUAGUACAGGCUGAAGAGAACCACUUCCUAAGGGCCACUUCGGGGUUACUCAGGAGGCCAACAAGAGGAGGCUGAGGCCCAAGAAUGUGCUCAAGCAAAAGAAUUGGAGAGAGUUAGAUAAAUACAGAGAGAGAGAGAAGAGAGUUAGAUAAAUAGAGAGAGAGAGAGAGAAUUUGAGUGUGUGUGCGUCUGUGAUUUCACUGAGUAUUUACACAUAACACAUUAUGUUGAUUUAAAGAUUUUUAUAAUUAGCUAUGAUGUUUUGUUUUGAUACGAUUUAUUCAUGAUUUUGGCUUUAUUUUUUAUUUUGACAGGUGCCGUGAGUUGUGGGACCCUUUGCAAUUUCACCUGGCAGGCUCUGAAUUAAACCCUGAAGAGUUGAGCAUUAAAAAAUGGAUUUGUAUGUGAAUGCAGAUAUAAUCCAAAAUGGAUUGGAUUGAAUCUCAAAGGGGACUGUGUUAAAUGCCGAUGGGUAUUUUGCAGUUGCAUGCAAGAAUGGGGGGGGGGGGGGCUUUAAUGUUAAGGAAGGCUGCCCGAUGUGCCUAAGUAAAAGAAUGAUGAGUGGGGAAUUAAAUCGUACCAUUUUUAUAUACACUUUUCUUAUCGUCUGUAUGAUGUGAUAUGUUAACACCACUUUCUCCUCAGGUGCGAGAAAACUUUGGAUGUUUGUAAACUGCAGGAUGUUGACAUGUGGUUGACUUUUGUAAGAGAAACAUCAAUAAAGUUUUCUUUCCAUUCA